AUGUUACAUAAGACCGCCCACACGGACUGCACUGCACCGGGCACGGCUCUACUGGCUCUAAAACGGAAGGCAAAAGUUCACAACCUCCCACUCUGCCCCGCUUUUAACCUCACCAUCCUCCAAGAACACAUCCUCAGCUUCUUCUCGCAUCGUGUCGUCAGAGUCAUCCUCAACGACAAAGUCCACAGCGGCCAUCUCUCUCUCUGGAUCCUCUUCCCUCCUUCUGUGCAUUAA
Messenger RNA from Knipowitschia caucasica, 234 nucleotides. The record is from the annotation of a GenBank genome assembly. Lineage: Eukaryota; Metazoa; Chordata; Actinopteri; Gobiiformes; Gobiidae.